AUGUCUAGAGAAAGCAUAAUAAACAUACUGGUGGUUUCGUUCCCGGCGCAAGGCCACCUGAACCCAAUGGUCCAGUUCUGCACACACUUGGCCACCAAAGGCGUCAAGGUCACGCUCGUCCUCACGGAACGGGCGAGCAAAAGCCUUCAAACUCCGGCCGGCACCGCCUCCUUGAUCGAGGUGGAGCUCAUCCCCGACGUCCUCCCCGAAGGCGUCGCCGAGGUUCCGUAUAACAUGGAGACGGUCAUCGCGCAUCUCCGAGCAAGCUUUUCCGUAGGGUUACCGGAGGUGAUCGAGAAGCGAAAAGCGGCGGGGAGAACGCCGAAAGUGGUGUUGUAUGAUUCGGUUGUGCCGUGGAUUCUGGAAUUGGCGAAAGGAUCUGGGUUAGAGGGCGCGGCGCUGUUCACUCAGCCUUGCUGCGUUAGCGCGUUUUACUAUCAUGUGUUCAAGGGCGACGCCGGAAUUCCGCCGGAAAAUUUGGCAACCGCCGUGGUGUCUCUCCCGGGCAUGCCGCCGAUGGGGGCCAAUGAUUUGCCGUCUUUCAGCUACUUCAAAGAUGAUUCUCAGGUCGUUCAGUCCCUUGUUGCCAAUCAGUUCGUAAACAUCGAGCAAGUGGAUUGGAUCUUUUUCAAUACUUUCGACAAGUUGGAAGAAGAGAUACUGAGAUGGAUGAGAAGCAAAUGGGCAGUAAAAACCAUAGGACCAUUGAUUCCUUCAAUGUACCUUAAAGACAGCAAUGAAGAAGAUCACAGAAUCAGCCUCUUCAAGCCCCUCUCACAAGCCUGCAUGGAUUGGCUAAGUACGAGACAGCCCAACUCAGUGGUGUACGUAUCAUUCGGCAGCCUCGCCUGCGUAACACAAGAACAAAUGGCAGAAUUUGCCACCGCAUUGGCUGAGAGCAACCACUCCUUCUUGUGGGUCGUCAGGGAAUCAGAAGAAACCAAGCUCCCUAAAGAUUUCAAGUCCAAGACAUCAGAAAAAGGUCUGAUCGUAAAAUGGUGCCCUCAGCUUCAAGUCCUGUCCCACGGGACAAUCGCCUGUUUCAUGACGCACUGCGGAUGGAACUCGACUCUGGAAGCGCUCAUGCUCGGGGUGCCGAUGAUAGCGGUGCCGCAGUGGGGUGAUCAGCAGAUGAACGCUAAGUAUGUUGUGGAUGUAUGGGAGACAGGAGUGAGGCCGAAAGGUAACCAAAAGGGAAUUGUAACAAAAGAAGAAAUAAAAGGUUGCAUACGGGAAGUGAUGGAAGAAGAGAAAGGGGAAAGGCUAAAGAGAAAUGCUUUGAAGUGGAAGGGAUUAGCAGAGGAGGCAUUGCUUGAAGGUGGAAGCUCUCACAGUACCAUAGAGCACUUCAUCUCACACCUUUCAUCCAUUUGAGAACUCCCUUAUAUUUCAAGUAGAUUUAAAGAUAAAAUUUUAUCAUAUGUAU
Ipomoea nil (Japanese morning glory) is the source of this 1426-nucleotide messenger RNA. Its product is annotated as UDP-glycosyltransferase 74E1-like. Lineage: Eukaryota; Viridiplantae; Streptophyta; Magnoliopsida; Solanales; Convolvulaceae. The record is from RefSeq and is a predicted model, not a curated record. Gene Ontology annotation, molecular function: UDP-glycosyltransferase activity. The transcript has 2 exons. Bases 1 to 1374 code for a protein of 457 amino acids.